UUGGUGGAUUGGGCAUCUGGUAUCCAUGUGGCUGUCUGUGGUGACGGAGCUUUCGACAAUGUUACAAGUUCAUUUAAAUCGGCAUUCGCUGAAGUUUUGAACAAAUUUUGUCAAAACAUUACCGCAUGUCGUCUUCAACGAAGUGUUGCUUUUAAUCCUGGAGAUAUUAUGGUACUAGAGGGAUAUCCUCGACGAGAAUACAAUGGUGUAAGAAUUCGUUUUGUGGUAAUAUUACCUGGCAAUGUUUUAUUGCCUGACGAACAACAACGGCCUUUGCUUCCAAAAGCAGUGAUUUUCAGUAACCAAAAUUUGCAUGAUCUUGAGAGCCGUAUGCAGAUGUAUAUCGUUGAAUAUGAACGAUAUCCACGAUUUGAUGCAAUCACCGAAUUUAUGAAUACUGCUGUGAUACCGAUCGGAUUUCUGCUAAUGGUUAUCAUGUUUGGACUUGCAUACUGGACGAGUACAUUAACGUUUGAACUUUUUGUUUUCUUAGGCCUUGGUGUAGAGGAAAUAUCGGUUUAUUAUUUAGAUGCAUACAUUUUCAAAAAAUCAAAUAGUGCUAUACCAACACUGUUGCUUUUGGUCCUUCACAAAUACACAAAAUUGCCUACAAACCUUUUCCUUCACCUUGCAAACUGA
Messenger RNA from Enterobius vermicularis (human pinworm), 639 nucleotides. The record is from the annotation of a GenBank genome assembly. NCBI's taxonomy places the organism in Eukaryota, Metazoa, Nematoda, Chromadorea, Rhabditida, Oxyuridae.